Messenger RNA from Pangasianodon hypophthalmus (striped catfish), 4638 nucleotides. RefSeq names its product potassium voltage-gated channel, Shab-related subfamily, member 1 (gene kcnb1). The transcript is spliced from 3 exons. Gene Ontology annotation, biological process: potassium ion transmembrane transport; protein homooligomerization. The coding region runs from base 680 to 3169 and encodes 829 amino acids. NCBI's taxonomy places the organism in Eukaryota, Metazoa, Chordata, Actinopteri, Siluriformes, Pangasiidae. Gene Ontology annotation, molecular function: delayed rectifier potassium channel activity; protein binding. The record is from RefSeq and is a predicted model, not a curated record. Gene Ontology annotation, cellular component: membrane; voltage-gated potassium channel complex.
CAGUUGUCAAAAAAGGCACUACAAAUCUCAACUGUGAUGAACAAGCACCUGAUGAACACCUACAGAGUGCAUGGAAGUCCAGCUCGACAAAGAAGAGCAUGGGGUUGUUUGUGUCUGAAUUCAGCACUAUAGGAUUCAUUCACCUCCCGUAGGUGUGCGUUCAGUAAUAGCUCAUUUGCUGGAUGAAAUACCAGCAGUGCUUUUCAUCCCAGAAAAGCACGAGGCAGUGUAAAGAUGCUGUUCGCCAUUUUGCCUGAGGUCAGUGGGCCGUGGCGCAGGAGGGAGGAAGACGCUCUGCAGGCCAGUGAAGGGUUAAUCCCAGAUCCAGCCUUCUGCACACUAAAACCGCUGCCGCGAAAUCAGCUACACAGAUUUACCACUGGACUUGUUGAUUUAUUUCUCUUCCUAUGAAAAACACCAGCGAUUUGUAGAGAGCAGCCAAAUAUGCCCAGACUGGAAGAUAGCGGUCCUCCGCAUGGGCUUUAUUUCAUACUAGACAUGAGAGAAAAGCAGUGACGCUCCUCCUGUUUUCCUUCUCAUUUAUGGGCUUUUCCAUCAUUCUCAGCUUUCAGCCACUGAGCGAUGGAAGAAAGCGGUUCCGACAUCGAGAGGUAACGCAGGUUCCGCGGCCCGCCUGGAGUAAGCCAUAGCCUACGAAACUGCGGCCGAAUCAAAAACAAUGGAGAGACCGUCCGCCAUGAUCAGUAAAACAGGCUCUCGGUCGGCGGCCUCGCUACCUCCGGAGCCGGUGGACAUCAUCCGGAGCAUGUCGUGUUACCGGCGUGUGCGUCUGAACGUGGGCGGCCUGCCGCACGAGGUGCUUUGGCGCACGCUGGAGCGCUUGCCGCGCACGCGCCUGGGCAAGCUUCGCGCGUGCACGACGCACGAGGCGCUCAUGGAUAUUUGCGACGACUAUAAUCUGGACGAGAAUGAGUACUUCUUUGACCGGCAUCCGGGCGCGUUCACGUCCAUCCUGAACUUUUACCGCACGGGAAAGUUGCACAUGAUGGAGGAGAUGUGCGCGCUAUCGUUCAGCCAGGAGCUGGACUACUGGGGCGUGGACGAGAUCUACCUGGAGUCAUGCUGCCAGGCGCGCUACCACCAGAAAAAAGAGCAGAUGAAUGAGGAGCUGCGGCGCGAGGCUGACACACUGAAGGAGCGCGAGGGCGAGGAGUUGGAUAACGCGUGCUGCUCGGAGAAGCGCAAGAAACUGUGGGACCUCCUGGAGAAGCCCGGCUCAUCUGUAGCAGCCAAGAUAUUGGCCAUCAUCUCCAUAUUGUUCAUUGUGCUGUCUACCAUCGCUCUGUCUCUCAACACGCUUCCAGAACUUCAAGACAUAGAUGAGUUUGGCCAGAGCACGGACAACCCUCAACUGGCCCAUGUUGAGGCAGUUUGCAUUGCCUGGUUUACCAUGGAGUAUCUCCUUCGCUUUCUUUCUGCACCCAAUAAAUGGAAGUUUUUCAAAGGUCCACUCAAUGUCAUUGACCUGUUGGCUAUCCUUCCAUACUACGUAACCAUCUUCCUCACAGAGUCCAACAAAAGUGUACUGCAGUUCCAGAAUGUGCGGCGAGUGGUGCAGAUCUUUCGGAUUAUGCGCAUUUUGCGAAUCCUAAAAUUAGCUCGUCACUCAACGGGGCUACAGUCUCUCGGCUUCACGUUACGACGCAGUUACAAUGAACUUGGCCUGCUAAUCCUCUUUUUGGCAAUGGGCAUCAUGAUCUUCUCAAGUUUGGUCUUCUUUGCUGAAAAGGAUGAAGAUGACACAAAGUUCAAAAGCAUACCUGCCUCCUUUUGGUGGGCUACCAUUACCAUGACCACUGUGGGAUAUGGGGACAUUUACCCAAAGACAUUGUUAGGCAAGAUAGUUGGAGGUCUCUGCUGCAUUGCUGGAGUACUGGUCAUUGCACUCCCUAUCCCUAUCAUUGUAAACAACUUCUCUGAGUUCUAUAAGGAGCAGAAGAGGCAAGAGAAAGCCAUCAAGAGACGUGAGGCUUUAGAACGAGCCAAGCGCAAUGGCAGCAUCGUUUCUAUGAAUGUUAGGGAUGCUUUUUCCCGUGGUGCAGAGCUUCUUGAUGUGGUCAUGAUGGAGAAGGGCGAGAAGCUUCAAGACAACCAUCUCUCACCUAGUCGCUGGAAAUGGUCAUCCAAGAGAGCUGCAUCUGACACCAGCUCCAAUCGGUCAUUCAAUCAAGAACAGGGCUCCCCAGGCAAAGCCAGGGCCUCCAGCCCUCAGAGGCUCAAUCCACAGAAAUUAGAGGAAGUGUACAACCAGAUGACCAAGACUCAGUCACAACCCAACCUCAACACCAAAGACAGGAGUUCAUCCCGUGCAGGUAGCAGAAGGGAUGAGAUUGAGCUAGGUACCUUGCCAGGUCAAGGAGUUGGUCCAUUUGGGGGUCAUGAAGGAGUGGUGGAUAUGAAAAGUCUGUCCAGCAUUGACAGCUACAUCAGCUGUGCCACAGACUUCCAAGAAAACGCACGAUUCCCUUACAAUUCAGCAGUGGGCUUGUCCCUCCCAGAGAGUUCUCGUUUUUCACACAGUUCUGGAUUAUCAGGACGGGUCAGUGCUAAUCCAAGCCUUCAGACAACCAUGGAACAUGAACCCAUGCUUACUCCACCAUGUUCUGCUGCAAAGCCUCCUGACGUAGAGGGUUCACAUCAUGGUGGAAAUCUUCUGAAAACACGUUCUCUUAGAGUGAAUCAUCAUGGUUAUGGGGAUUCAAGUCCAGCUGGUGGCCUUUUAUCAGACAGCUCUGCUCCCUCAGAUCGCUCCCUGAUCAGCCCAGAAGUAUCUAUCUACACUACAGCUAGCAGCAGGACUCCACCAAAGACACCGGAGGGAGUUGCACUCACACCUACUGUUUUCACAUUUCAUGAUGCCUCUAUCAACAGGUACAUUGAUGCUGAUACAGAUGAUGAAGAACAUCUCAGAGAAAGCAGUCCAUCAGACUGUCUGCUCGGAGGUCUGGGCACCAAGCCUCACCUAAAUAUUGGCUACCAGAGAGGCACCAACCACCUGGAGGCUGCACAAAGGCUGCUCGGUCAGAACUGUCGAUUCCCAUUGGGAAGCAAUCCAAGUGGAAGUCAUGAUAACCAUUUGGCAUUCGAUGCUUUACAUAGAUGUAGAGGGGACAGAGGACGUUCCAACACCUUUGAUGAAAGCCUCUGAGACAUUUGAAUGCAUUUAGUGACUACAGACAAAAAAAGAGCACGGAAGGAGGCAAAGGCAAUGGAGAUAGUAAACCUGAAUGCUCAGUGCAGUGUCCACAGAUGUACCACAGCCCAUAUCUCUUCCUGUCUCUCCCAAUUUUUUGUGUGUUUGCUGUGUUGGUGUUAGGUAGCCUGCACUGGCAUGCCUCAAGGUAAACCGAAGCAGAUGUGACUGUUGUCAGAAUCUGACAUAAUUAAUUUUGUGCAGUCAGGUUGGAAUGGAAAAUUCAACACUGAACAGACAGAACAGAUCUGUAAAGUACAGACAGGGACAGUCAUUCACUGCCAAAGUCAUCUAGCCAUUGUCCAGAGCCCACUUUCAAGAUUAGGCUUUAGAUCAAGUUAAAGUUAUAGCCUGUUUACGAGUGCAACCCAAUCCCUAUUCCCGUUAAGAAACUAGCCUUACUUAAUUGCAGGUAUGAAUGUCUGAAUGUCUAAAAUGCCUGAGUGGGAGUGAGUGAAUGGGUUCACUAUGAGGAGAGUUGUCCUUAUGGUAAUAUGUGAUGAUUUACAUUUCUGCAUACACUCACAAAGUUGUACACAUACAGUGUAACUGAUUUAUUUUUAUAUAGACAUGAACAUUGUAGAAAUCUAGAAAUUGCACCAUUCUAUUGUGUUGGGCCAGUCAAUUGUGUAACAACCACAAAGGACAUUUACACUGUGGGGAUGCAAGCUCAUUUAAGUCAUGGUUAUUUUUUUUAUUCUUCUUUUUCAUUAAUGUCUUAUUUUAUUUAGCAUAGCACUGGGCCAAUUAUGAGAAUUUUUAUAAAGAAGACUGGCCAAAAAGUAGCAUUUAUAGUCACUAUCAGUGCUACUAGGAUUGCCAAAUCCUGGGUCAGCCUACUGAAAGUUCUGGUCAUGUUAGCACAUUACCAUUUAUGCUUUCGUAUUGUCUAAUAGAAACCAAUAUGUAGUAUGAAAUCUACUUCAACAUACACUAUAAGGCCAAAAGUAUGUGGACACCUGACCUUCACACCCAUAUGUGGGCCGUUCACAAAGUGUUGCCACAAAGUUUGAAGCACACAAUUGUCUAGAAUGUCUUUAUAUGCUGUAGCAUUAAGAUUUCCCUUUACUGGAAACUCAAACCUGUUCCAGCAGGACAAUGCCCCUGUGCACAAAACGAGGUCCAUGAAGACGUGUUGUGCCAAGGUUGGUGUGGAAGACCUCAUAUGGUCUGAACAGAGCCCUGACCUCAACCCCAUUGAUCACUUUUGGAAUGAAUCGGAAUGCUGACUGUGAACCAGCCCUCCUCGAUCAACAUCAGUGCCUGACCUCAUUAAUUCUCUUGUGGCUGAAUGGGCAGAAAUCUGCACAGAAACACUCCAAAAUCUAAUAAAAAGCCUGCCCAGAAGAGUGGAGAUUAUUAUAACAGCAAAGGGGGGACUAAAUCUGGAAUGGGAUGUUCACAAAGCACAUAUGGGUGUAAUG